Messenger RNA from Aspergillus terreus NIH2624, 1410 nucleotides. Its product is annotated as ubiquitin domain-containing protein DSK2. Gene Ontology annotation, molecular function: polyubiquitin modification-dependent protein binding. NCBI's taxonomy places the organism in Eukaryota, Fungi, Ascomycota, Eurotiomycetes, Eurotiales, Aspergillaceae. Gene Ontology annotation, biological process: ubiquitin-dependent protein catabolic process. The coding region runs from base 1 to 1410 and encodes 469 amino acids. Gene Ontology annotation, cellular component: cytosol. The record is from RefSeq and is a predicted model, not a curated record. The transcript is spliced from 2 exons.
AUGGCUGACGACACUGCCGGGGCGGACGAGACCCCCAUCACCUUCAACGUCAAGUCCUCCAAUGACGCCAAAUUUACCCUCACUCUGCCUGCGUCCACGCCUGUAUCCGAGCUUAAGGAGAAGCUUGCGACGUCGGAAUAUGCUGACACUCCGGCCAGUCGCCAACGACUGAUCUACUCCGGUCGGGUGCUGAAGGAUAACGAGACGCUGGCCACAUAUAAAAUCAAAGAUGGACACACCAUCCACCUGGUGAAGAGUGCAGCGAGCAAUCAGCAGCCUGGUGGCUCGUCUCAGAGUGCUUCAACCUCUGCGCCCGCUGGUGCCGCCGCCACUCCUUCCGCCGCUGCUGGGGUCCCCACCAAUCUUGCUGCUGGUACAGGCAACAACCCGCUCGCGGGCCUGACGGGUGCGCGGUAUGCCGGAUUUGCACAGCUCCCCGGCGCAGGGCUGUUCGGUCCUGAUGGUGGAAUGGGCCCUCCUCCUAAUGAAGAACAAAUGCUCAGCAUGCUCGAGAAUCCUCAAUUUCAAUCGACGAUGAAUGAGGCUCUCCAAAACCCCGCGAUGAUCGACAUGAUUCUUCAACAAAGCCCAUGGCUGCGGGAAAUGGGACCUCAGGCGCGCCAGAUGUUGCAGAGUCCAGAGUUUCGGCGAAUGAUGACAGACCCGAACGCCAUCCGCCAAACGAUGCAAAUGCAGCGAGCGCUCGGCGGCUUUGGUCUUGGUGGUGAUCGUGGUAGUGCAUUCCCCGCCCCCGGAGUGACCAAUACGACCCCGCAGGAGAACCAAGGCGGCCAGACUGGCAAUUCUACAAACAACAAUGGCGCCUCUCCUGCUCCCGGUGCUGCCAUGCCCAACCCUUUUAUGCCUAUGGGCUUAGGCGCUGGCAAUCCAUUUGCUGCCCUUUUCGGUGGCAACCCCGCGAUGGGCGCCAACCCUUCUGGCACGCCAAACACAGCUACAGGCACUGGCAAUACUUCGGGAGAAGCGAAUCAGGGCACUGGUGGCUCCACGACUACUGCAGAAGGACAAGGACAGCCCAAUGCGGCGAAUGCGGCGAAUCCCUUCGCGUCUCUGUUUGGACCUGCUAUGCUUCAGGGCGGAGGGAAUCCGUUCGACCUCCAGAAUAACCCUCUCUUUCAGAAUCCUGAACUCAUGCGGCAGGCCCUGCAGAGACUCUAUGGCACUGAAGGGGCAGCUGGCGGCGCCAAUCCCUUUGCGUCACUCCUUGGAGGAAGCGGUUUUGGCAGUCCCCCUCCCCAAGACAACCGACCGCCGGAGGAGAGGUAUGCAGACCAGCUACGCCAACUCAACGACAUGGGAUUCUUUGAAUUUGAGAGAAAUAUUGAAGCGCUUCGACGAUCGGGUGGCAGUGUGCAGGGUGCAGUGGAGUACUUGCUGAGCGGUCCGUAG